This is a messenger RNA of Macrobrachium nipponense, 7272 nucleotides long. RefSeq names its product collagen alpha-5(IV) chain-like. The transcript is spliced from 2 exons. Lineage: Eukaryota; Metazoa; Arthropoda; Malacostraca; Decapoda; Palaemonidae. The record is from RefSeq and is a predicted model, not a curated record. Bases 1 to 7272 code for a protein of 2423 amino acids.
AUGAUCUAUGCCAGCCUACUCGGCGGGUCCGACUGGCCCGCCAGCCCCCGGGGACCUCGGCGGGCCCAGUGGCCCGCCCGCCCCGGGACCUCGGCGGGCCCAGUGGCCCGCCCGCCCCGGACCGGAGACCUCGGCGGGCCGACUGGGCCCGCCCCCCCGCCGGGGACCCGCAUCGGCGGGGCCCAUUGGCCCGCCCGAACCCGGAGACCUCGGCGGGCCGACUGGCCUGCCCGCCCCCCCGGGGACCUCGGCGGGCCCAUUGGCCUUCCCUCCCUGGGACCUCUCGGCGGGCCCAGUGACCCGCCCGCCCCGGGGGACCUCGGCGGGCCGACUGGCCCGCCCGCCCGCCCGGGGACCUCGGCGGGCCGACUGCCCGCCCGCCCCGCGGGGACCUCGGCGGGCCGACUGGCCCGCCCUCCCCGGGGACUCUCAGCGGGCCGACUGGCCCGCCCUCCCCCUGGGGCCUCGGCGGGCCCAGGGCCCGCCCGCCCCAGGGGACCUCGGCGGGCCCCAGUGGCCCGCCCGCCCCGGGGACCUCGUGGGCCCAGAGGCCCGCCCGCCCCGGGGGACCUCGGCGGCCCCCGGGUAGAGGCCCGGCCUGCCCCGGGGCCUGGCGGGCCCAGAGGCCCACCCCGCCAGCCCUGGGGACCUCGGCGGGCCCAGAGGCCCGCCCCCGCCCCAGGGGACCUCGGCGGGGCCCAGUGGCCCGCCCGCCCCGGGGACCUUCGGCGGGCCCAGGGGACCUCGGCGGCCAGUGGCCCCUGGGCCCCGACCCACGGGGACCUUCGGCGGCCCCAGAGGCCCGCCCGCCCGACCUCGGCGGGCCCAGAGGCCCCGCCCGCCCCGGGGACCUCGGGGGCAGUGGCCCCGCCCCCGCCCCGGGAAUCGGCGGGCCCGACUGGCCAUGCCGGACCGGGAACCUCGGCGGGCCCAGUGGCCCGCCCCGCCCCACCGGGGACCUCGGCGGCCCAGUGGCCCGCCCGCCCCGGGGACCUCGGGCGGGCCGACUGGGCCCGCCCGCCAACCCCGACCUCGGCCCGGGCCGACUGGCCCGCCCGCCCACCGGGGAGGCCCUCGGCGGGCCGACGGCCCGCCCUCGCCCCGCGGGACCUCGGCGGCCCCGACUGGCCCACCCGCCCGCCCCGACCUCGGCGGGCGACUUGCCCGCCCCGCCCGCCGGGGACCUCAGUGGGCCCAGUGGCCCGCCCGCCACCCCGGGGACCUCGGCGGGCCCAGUGGCCCCCGCCCGCCCCGAGGGACCUCCGGCGGGCCCAGUGGCCCGCCCGCCCGGGACCUCGGCGGGCCCCAGUGGGCCCGCCCCGCCCCGGGACCUCGGCGGGCCCAGUGGCCCGCCCGCCCCGGGGGGACCUGGCUGGGCCCAGUUGGCGCCAGCCCCGGGGACCUCGUCGGGCAGCGGCCCGCCUGACCCCGGGGACCUUUGGCGGCCCAGAGGCCCGCCCGCCCCGGGGGACCCCUCGGCGGGCCCAGGUGGCGCGGACACGGCGGGCCCAGUGGCCCGCCCGCCCCCGGGGACCUCGGCGGGCCCAUGGCCCCCCGCCCCCGGGGACCUCGUCGGGCCCAGAGGCCCGCCCUGCCCCGGGGACCUUGGCGGGCCCGAGGCCCGCCCCGCCCUGGGGACCUCGGCGGGGCCCAGAGGGCCCACGCCCGCCCGGGGAACCCUCGGCGGGCCCCUGGCCCCCGCCCGGGCCACCGAAAGGACCCGGCGGGCCCCGGGACGGGGACCUCGGCAGGCCCAGUGGCCCGCCCUCCGCCGGGGACCUCGGCGGGCCCAGAGGCCCCCCGCCCCGCCCGGGGACCUCGGGGCGGGUCCCAGAGGCCCCGCCACCGCCCCUGGGGACAUCGGCGGGCCCAGUGGCCCGCCCCGCCCCGGGACCGGCGGGGCCGACUGGCCCGCCCAGACCCGGGGACCUUCGGCGGGCCCAUUGCCCCUGGGCCCGCCCACCCGGGGACCUCGCGGGCCGACUGGCCCGCCCCACCGCCCCCGGGACCUCUGGGCGACUGGCCCCGCCCGCCCCGAGGGACCUCGGGCGGCCCGCGUCCCUGGCCCGCCCCGCCCGGGGGACCUCGGCGGGCCGACUGCCCCGGACCCGCCCCGGGGACCUCGUGGGGCCCCCAGUGGCCCUCCCGCCCCCGUGGGGGACCUCGGCGGGCCCAGUGGCCCAGCCCGCCCCGAGGACCUCGGCGGGCCCAGUGCGGGCCCGGCCCCAAAGGGGACCCUCGCGGGCCCAGUGGCCCCCCGCCCGGGGGACCUCGGGGCGGCCCAGUGGGCCCCCCGCCCGACCGGGGGACCUCGUCUGGGCCCAGAGGCCCGCCCGCCCCGGGGACCUCGGCGGGUCCAGAGGCCCCGCCCGCCCCGGGGACCUCGGCGGGCCAGAGGCCCCGCCCCGCCCAACCCAGGGACCUCGCGGGGGGCCCAGAGGGCCCCGCCCGCCCCGGGGACCCUCGCGGCCCCGAGGCCCAGCCCGCCCCGGGGACCUCGGCGGGCCCCAAGAGGCCCGCCCGCCCCUGGGGACCUCGGCGGGCCCAGUGGCCCGCCCGCGGGACCUCGGCGGGGCUGUGGCCCGCCCAGCCCCGGGACCCUCGGCGGGGGCCAACCGGGGACCUCGGCAAGGGGCCCAGUGGCCCGCCCGCCCCCGGGGACCUCGGGCAGGCCCCAGAGGCCCCCGCCCGCCCCACCCUGGGGACGGUGGGCCCAGUGGGCCCGCCCGCCCAGGGGACCUGGCGGGCCACGGGGACUCGGCAGGCCCAGUGGCCCCCGCCCGGGCCCCGACCUCGGCGGGCCCAAGGCCCGCAACCGCCCCGGGGGGGGGACCUCGGCGGGCCCGAGGCCCGCCCGCCCCCCGGGGACCUCGCCCGGGCCCAGUGGCCCCGUUUCCCUGCCCGGUACCGUCGGCGGGCCGACUGGCCUGCCCGUACCGGGGACCCUCGGCGGGCCCAGUGGCCCGGCCCGCCCCACCCAGGCGGGCCCAGUGGCCCGCCCCGCCCCGGGGGACCUCGGCGGACCACUGGCCCCGGGGGGCCCGCCCAGGGGACCUCGGCGGGCCCAGGGGCCCCGCCCGCCCCAGGGACCUCGGCGGGCCCGACUGGGCCCGCCCGCCCCGGGGACCCUCGGCGGGGCCGACCCGCCCGCCCACCGCCCCGGGGACCUCAGCGCCCAGUGGCCCGCCCGCCCCGGGGACCUCGGCGGGCCCAGUGGCCCGCCCGCCCCGGGGAACCCCUCGGGGCGGGCCGACUCCCGCCCCCCGCCCCGGGGACCUCGGGCGGGCCCAGUGGCCCAGCCCCCGGGGACCUCGGCGGGCCCCCAGUGGCCCGCCCCGCCCCGGGGACCGGCGGGCCCAGUGGCCCGCCCCCAGCCCCGGGGACCCUCGCGGGCCCCGACUGGCCCGGCCCGGGCCCCGCCUUUGGCGGGCCGACUGGCCCUGCCCCGACCGGGGACCUCGGCGGGCCCCGACUGGCCCCCCGCCCCGUGGGGCCUCGGCGGGGCCCAGGCCCGCCGCGGGGACCUCGGCGGGCCCAGAGGCCCCUCCCGCCCCGGGGACCUCGGCGGGCCCAGAGGCCCCGCCCGCCCCGGGGCCGGGACCUCGGGGGCAGAGGGCCCGCCCGCCCCAGGGGACCUCGGCGGGCCCAGUUGGCCCGCCCGCCCCGGGGACCUCGGCGGGCCCCAGGGGACCUCGGCCCAGGCCCAGUGGGGGCCCCGGGGGUGGGGGGUGGGGGGGGGGUUUGGGACCUCGGCGGGGGCCCAGGGAGGGGGGGCCCCCACCGUUACCUCCCCGGGGGGGACAAGGGCCCAGUGGCCCCGCCCGCCCACCCCGCCCCGGGCCCCACCUCUCGGGCGGCCAGCCCGCCCGAACCCCGGGGACCCUCGCGGGGGCCCCCCCCCCCCCCAGUGCCCGCCCGCCUCUUAGUUCCGGGGCCCAGAGGCCGGCCCGCCCCGGGGGACCUCGGCGGGCCACGGGGACCUCGGCAGGCCCAGUGGCCCGCCCGGGCCCCGGGGGACCUCGGCGGGCCCCCCCAGUGGCCCGCCCUCCCCGGGACCUCGGCGGGGGCCCAGAGGCCCCCCGCCCUCCCCGGGGACCUCGGCGGGCCCAGUGCCCGCCCCGCCCCUGGGACCUCGCGGUGCCGACUGUCCUGCCCGUACCGGGGACCUCGCGGGCCCAGUGGCCCGCCCGCCCCUGGACCUCGGCGGGCCCAGUGGCCCGCCCCGCCCCGGGGGUACCUCGGCGGGCCGACUGGCCCGCCCAGCCCCGCCCCGGACCUCGGCGGGCCCAGAGGCCCGCCCGCCCAAUCCCCGCGACCUCGGCGGCCCCGACUGGCCCGCCCGCCCGCCCCGGGGACCUCGGCGGGCCGACUUGCCCGCCCGCCCCGGGGACCUCGGCGGGUGAUGGCCCGCCCGGCCCCACCGCCUCCGGCGGGCCCAGUGGCCCGCCCCCCCGGCGGACCUCGCGGGGCCCAGACUGGCCCGCCCCGGGGCCCACCCGGGCCCGGGCCCGCCCGCCCCGGGGCCCCACCUCGGCGGGCCCAAAAGCCCGCCCCGGGGACUCGCGGGGCCCAGUGGCCCGCCGCCCCGGGGACCUCCUCGGCGGUCCAGUGGCCCGCCCGCCCCGGGGACCUCGGCGGGCCCUACUGUGGCGCCGCCCCAGGGCCGGGACCUGCGCCCAGUGGCCCGCCCGGGCCCACGGGGACCUCGGCGCCGACCCGGCCCGCCUCCCCAGGCCCCGCCCGGGCCCGGGGACCGGCCCGCCCGGGGACCCCGGGGACUCGCGGGCCAGUGGCCCGCCCGCCCCGGGGAGGCCCGCCCUGGCCCACCGGAUCUCGGCGAGGGCCCGGUGGCCCGCCGCCCCGGGGCCCCCCCCCACUCGGCGGGCCAGUGCCCGCCCCUCGGACCUCGGCCGCCCCAGUGGCCCGCCCGCCCCCCGCCCCGGGGGACUCGGCAGCCCGCCCGCCCCGGGGGACCUCGGCGGGCCCAGUGGCCCGCCCGCCCCGGGGACCUCGGCGGGCCCAGUGGCCCGCCCGCCCGGCUGGACCUGGCGGGCCCAGUGGCCCGCCCGCCCCGGGGACCUCGGCGGGGCCCCAGUGGCCCGCCCGCCCGGGGACCUCGGCGGGCCCAGUGGCCCGCCGGGGAUCUCGGCGGGCCUCCUGGCCCGCCCGCCCCGGGGAUCUCGGCGGGCCUCCUGGCCCGCCCGCCCCGGGGAUCUCGGCGUGCCUCCUGGCCCGCCGCCCCGAUCGCGUGCCUCCAGGCCCUCUGCCCCGAUCUCGGCUGCCUCCUGGCCCGCCCGCCCCGGGGAUCUCGGCUUGCCUCCUGCCCGCCCCGGGGAUCUCGCGUUGCCUCCUGGACCCGCCCCGGGGAUCUCGGCGUGCCUCCUGGCCCGCCUCUGCCCGGGGAUCUCGGCGUGCCUCCUGGUCCGCCCGCCGCCCCGGGGAUCUCGGCGUGCCUCCUGGCCCGCCCGCGGCCUCGGGGAUCUCGCGUGCCUCCUGGCCCGCCCGCCCCGGGGAUCUCGGCGUGCCUCCUGCCCGCCCGCCCGCCCUGGGGAUCUCGGCGUGCCUCCUGGCCCGCCCGCCCGGGACCUCGGCUCGUGCCUCCUCCCGCCCGCCCCGACCCGCCGGCCCUGGGGACCUCGGCGUGCCUACUGGCCCGCCCGCCCUGGGAUCUCGGCGGGCCUCCUGGCUCGCCCGCCCUGGGCGGUCGGCGGGCCGUGCCGCCCGCCCCGGGGACUUCUCGGCGGGCCCAGUGGCCCGCCCGCCCCGGGGACCUCGGCGGGCCCAGUGGCCCGCCCGCGGGGACCUCGGCGGGCCCAUUGGCGGCCCGCCCCGACCGGGGACUCGGCGUGCCCAGUGGCCCGCCGCCCUGGGAUCUCGGCGGGCCGACUGGCCCUCGCCCCGGGGACCUCGGCGGGCCCGACUGGCCCGCCCACGCCCCGGGGAACAUCGCGGGCCCAGUGGCCCGCCCUCCCCGGGGACCUCGGCGGGCCCAGUGGCCCGCCCGCCCCGGGGACCUCGCGGGCCGACUGGGCCGCCCCGGGCCCCGGGGAACUCGGCGGGCCGACUGGCCCGCCCGCCCCGGGGAACUCGCGGGACCUCAGCGGCCGACUGGCCCGCCCGCCCGGGGACCUCGGCGGGCCCAGUGGCCCGCCCUCCCCGGGGACCUCGGCGGGCCGACUGUCCCGCCGCCCUCCCCCGCCCCGGGGAUCUCGGCAGGCCGACUGUACCCGCCCGCCCCGGGGACAUCGGCGGGUCCAGUGGCCCGCAGCCCCGGGGCCCCGGGGACCUCGGCUGGCCGACUGGCCCGCGCGCCCCGGCACCUCGGCGGCCGACUGGCCCGCCCGCCCCCGGGGACCUCGGCGGCCCAGUGGCCCGCCCGCCCCCGGGGACCUCGGCGGUGGCCCGCCCGCCCCGGGGACCCUCGGCGGGCCCAGUGGCCCGCUCGCCCGGGGCGGGGACCUCGGCGGGCCCAGUGGCCCGCCGCCCGCCCCGGGGACCUCGGCGGGCCCAGUGGCCCGCCCGCCCGGGGAUCUCGGCGGCCCAGUGGCCCGCCCGCCCGGGGAUCUCGCGGGCCCUCCUGGCCCGCCCGCCCCGGGUAUCUCGGCGGGCCUCCUGGGCCGCCCGCCCCGGGGAUCUCGGCGGGCCUCCUGGCCCGCCCGCCCCGGGGAUCUCGGCGUGCCUCCUGGCCCGCCCGCCCCGGGGAUCUCGGCGUGCCUCCUGCCCGCCCGCCCCGGGGAUCUCGGCGUGCCUCCUGGCCCGCCCGCCCCCCCGGGGAUCUCGGCGUGCCUCCUGCCCGCCCGCCCCGGGGAUCUCGGCGUGCCUCCUGGCCCGCCCCGCCCCGGGGGAUCUCGGCUUGCCUCCUGUCCCGCCCGCCCCGGGGAUCUCGGCGUGCCUCCUGGCCCGCCCGCCCCGGGGAUCUCGGCGUGCCUCCUGGCCCGCCCGCCACGGGGAUCUCGGCGUGCCUCCUGGCCUGCCCGCCCCGGGGAUCUCGGUGUGCCUCCUGGCCCGCCCGCCCUGGGGAUCUCGGCGUGCCUCCUCGCCCUCCCGCCCCGGGGAUCUUGGCGUGCCUCCUGGCCCGCCCGCCCCGGGGACCUCGGCGUGCCUCCUGGCCCGCCCGCCCUGGGGACCUCGGCGUGCCUACUGGCCCGCCCGCCCCGGGGAUCUCGGCGGGCCUCCUGGCUCGCCCGCCCCUGGGCGGUUCGGCGGGCUUUGCCCGCCGUCCCUGCAGAUACUUACCCUUUGCUUAGUCUUAGAACCAGAAUAUGCCACUGA